Penicillium waksmanii is the source of this 741-nucleotide messenger RNA. RefSeq names its product glutathione S-transferase family protein. Gene Ontology annotation, biological process: L-phenylalanine catabolic process; glutathione metabolic process. The transcript is spliced from 3 exons. Gene Ontology annotation, molecular function: glutathione transferase activity; maleylacetoacetate isomerase activity. Lineage: Eukaryota; Fungi; Ascomycota; Eurotiomycetes; Eurotiales; Aspergillaceae. Bases 1 to 741 code for a protein of 246 amino acids. The record is from RefSeq and is a predicted model, not a curated record.
AUGUCUGACACUGCUUCUCCCCAUUUCACCCUUUAUACAUCAGAUGCUUCUCAGUGGGCAUAUGUCGCUCAUCUCACUAUCGAUGAGAAAGGAUAUAAGCCUAGCCAAUAUGAGAUCAAGCAGGUUGGCUUGGUGAAUGGGGAGAAUUUCUCUCCUGAUUAUGUCCAAAUCAAUCACAAUGGCACUAUUCCAUCCUUGACGUCAGCCUCUCUUCCCGAGCCUCUUAUCGAAAGUGCAGACAUCUUGAAACAUCUGGACUUCAAUCAUCCGAAAGGCCCUUCGUUAUUUCCUGUGGAUCCCAAACAGCGUUCGAAGGUUGAAGAACUGAUUGCGCAUGUCCAUCAAACAAAACUUUCAACAAAUCUUAUUCUCCUGCAGGCACGUGAUGCACAGGAAUUAAGUGCUAAAAAGGCUAGCUUUUGGAAGGAUUUUGUUCAAAGCAGACAAGAGAAACUCAUCAAGUACGGUGCAACAAACCCACAAAUUCCCUUGUAUGCCUCACGCACGCGAGAAAAUGGGAAAUUAUAUCAUAUCUACAGCUCCAGCGAAAUUGGACCCGAACAUGAACAAUUCUUUGCCGAUUCGCGCAAAGGUUACGAAGACUUUGCAGCUGGGCUCAAGGAGCUCAACUCUAUGAUUGUGCUUCCCUACGCAGCGGGAGACAAAGUCACGGCCGCAGAUAUGCAUAUAGUGCCUUGGCUUGCUCAUGCACUGUGGGGUGCUGGGGGGGAAAGCAAUUGA